AUGGUAAGCAUCACGAUCAUCUGCGCUCUCUUGACAGCCGCAUCCGCAGCUACAAACACGACUACUAUGUCCAACUUCAUAUGGCCCCCGCAACACAAUGGCACAGCCAUGCACGUAUCCCACUACAACAUUACAAAGCGUCUAGAGGCCGUCCUCAAUCCACAGCAGGUAAAGUCGAACACCACCCACGCAGCGACAACUCUUGCCAUUGCCAUUACGGGUGCUGCUAUUUCCGCCAUCGCCGCAUGCACAAUAGCCUACAUCUACUUCCAGCGCCGUUCUUCCAAAAAGACGAACGCAAAAAAGAAAAUGGACGUAGAAGCGAGUGCAGAGAGCUUCAACGCGCAGCAGCCAGCGUCUUGUGAUGUUUCUUCGAUAUGUACACUGCGCGUGGAGCAGCCUCUAGGGGGUGGUGACCUUGGUGCUGCUGGCCGCGAUGGCCCAGGUGAGACUGGAACUACGCAUUAUACGCACGCUUGUGAGAGUGGUUUGUCGCGCCUCGACGAGGUUGAUUUGGCUGAUGUGCCGGACGUGCAACGGACUGAGGUUAGGUGA
Cucurbitaria berberidis CBS 394.84 is the source of this 555-nucleotide messenger RNA. RefSeq lists its product as uncharacterized. The transcript has a single exon. The record is from RefSeq and is a predicted model, not a curated record. The coding region runs from base 1 to 555 and encodes 184 amino acids. NCBI's taxonomy places the organism in Eukaryota, Fungi, Ascomycota, Dothideomycetes, Pleosporales, Cucurbitariaceae.